This is a messenger RNA of Sycon ciliatum, 2610 nucleotides long. RefSeq lists its product as uncharacterized. The transcript has a single exon. NCBI's taxonomy places the organism in Eukaryota, Metazoa, Porifera, Calcarea, Leucosolenida, Sycettidae. The record is from RefSeq and is a predicted model, not a curated record. Bases 299 to 2047 code for a protein of 582 amino acids. Gene Ontology annotation, molecular function: protein binding.
CCUCGACUCAAGUCACUCCUGUGCCUCAACUCUCUUGCAAAAGAGGCGCACUGAGACUUUCUGUUGUCCUCCGCGCUAGGAAAUUCUCUGCCUUCCGCCCAGCCGAGGUCCCUAUAGUAGGCUAUAGUAGGCUAUAGGUCUUGAAGUACCUAAGUCAGUCCUGUAUCGAAACUGAGUGUGAAGGACACGGUAGUACAGCAACUUUGAGUGAGUGCUUUUCACCGCCGUGCCGACUAGUGCAGCGCCCUUACACGAACCGCAGUGCCUGAACUAUUUUCGUCACGGUCGACCGUAGUGGAUGCCGCGAGUCGCCAGGGAUAGGGCAAUAGCCCUGCGGGAUGACGACUACGAGCUCGGAACAUACACUCGAGCAAUCAGCACGACGUCUCCGGAAGCGCAGAGAUGGUUCAACAGAGGACUAGCCUGGACGUUCGCCUUCAACCAUGAAGCCGGCAUCCGCUGCUUUGAGGUUGUCCUGGAGCUAGAUCCACAGUGCGCCCUUGCCCACUGGGGUAUAGCAUUCUGCAAUGGCGUGAACUACAACAACAGCUCCCAGUUCACACAGCCAGGAAAAUUCCCGUCUCUGAACGAUGCAAGCGAGCACGGUCGCAAAGCACUGGCGCUUCUGGAGCACGCAUCAGCAGUUGAACAGAUGCUGGUGGAGGCAAUCGUGGCACGGUGCGACAUUGAUGCCAUGCCCAAUUCUUGCCAGGAGCGCCGCAAGUUGAACAGUGAGUUCGCUGCGAACAUGGCCAAGGUGUACGAAGCUUACCCAGACGAUCCUGACAUUGCCGCCCUCUACGGCGAAUCCUUGAUGAACAUCUAUCCGUGGCACCUGUGGGUGAACGGGAAGGUGCGCGAGCCCGACGCGUUGUUUGCGGGAACUGCGGUGAUACUAGACGUGCUGCGCUCGGGUCUGUCCAAGGCACCGUCUCACCCUGGCCUGCUCCACAUGUACAUUCACGCCAUGGAGAUGGCACCGGCUCCUCAGGUGUGCUUGCCGGAGACCAACCGCCUGCGUAACCUUGCCAAAGACGCCGGCCAUCUGCUGCACAUGCCGUCACACAUUGAUGUGCUGGUGGGCAACUACGAAGAUGCCAUCGUCGCCAACACCCGAGCCAUCGAGGCCGAUCGCAAGUACAUAUCUCGCAACGGCGCUGGCAACUUCUACAUGCUUUACUGCUGUCACGACUGUCACAUGAUGGUGUACUCUGCCAUGAUGGCUGGAGACCAGAGGAGGGCGACCGAGGCAGCCAAUGAGCUGCGGACCUGGUUACUAAAGAAGGAAGUCGAGGCGCUGAUGAAGCACAAGAUGGCGGAUAUGCUCGAGAGUUUUGUGUCCAUGCAUAUGCACGUCAAGGUGCGCUUCGGCCAGUGGAAAGAAAUCCUGAACGAGCCGCUGCCCACCGAUGAAGGCCUCUACUGCACCACCCUGGCUGUAACGCGCUAUGCACGUGUACUGGCAUUUGCGGCACUGUGCGAUGUGGAGAACGCCACCGUUGAGCUGAGGGCGUUCAAAAAGGCAUACGACAAGGUGCCUGAGACCCGCACCACGUUCAGCAUGGUGUGCCGCGAUGUGCUGGCAGUGGCUAGCGCAAUGGCCGAUGGGGAAGUUUCUUAUCGCCGGGGCGACCACCAGCUUGCAUUUACACAGCUCCGGGAAGCUGUCGUACUUGACGAUGGCAUGCCAUACAAUGAGCCGUGGGGCUGGAUGCAGCCGGCUCGACAUGCACUGGGCGCUCUGCUUCUUGAGCAGGGCCACGCCGAGCAAGCAAUCAAAGUCUACCGCACAGACCUGGAGAUUGGCCACCAUCCCCGCAACAUCUGGGCGCUGCACGGCCUGGAGGAGUGCUUGCAGAAGUCACCGUCGCUGGCCGCUCACGAUGGCGAGCUGAAGGAGACGCAAGAGCUGUUAGAGCGAGCCAGGCAGUGCUGUGAUGUGAGCGUUACGGCAUCGUGCUUCUGUCGUCUGUCCGUGUGUGGUGAUAAACACAUGGGUGUUGGAAGGGAGGAGAGGAAGUCUGCGGUGAAGAUCACUGAUGCUUGAGAGCAUCCGUGAUACACAGUCACACAAUAGGCCGGGACAGUAUUCCAGUGAUGGAGUAUAGUUGUAAUUUCUAGCUAUUCAUUUUUCUCUAUCUCAUGGUUCUUCGUAUCCGGAGGAUCAAUUGCUGCCAAAUAAUCAUCCCUUGCAAUAGCAACACUACCACACCACCACGAUCUUACACUGCAAUUCAGUAAUAAUUACCAUAAAUCUCCCCAAAGUUUCUUCCCAGGGGCUUCAUCAGGGAGUAUGGGAGUAUACAUGUACAUGUACAUGUAUACUCCCCGCGGCAUGAAGCCCCAACGACGACAAUCGAAGAGGUGCAUGUACAUGUACAUAAUUUUUCAGUGGACAUCAUGUCUUAUGCUGUUGUAGUAGUCGAUAAAAAUUACCGUCAGCGUUCAUCAGUUCCACACGUUCUUGUCCUGUCUCUUUGGUCACAGCCUCACCGUGACUUGUGUGCCAGUCCACAGUUUGCAAAAACAUUGUAUCAAAAUUAAAGGCGUGUUAUUUUUUCAUUGGUUUGAGGGAUAGAAAGGCCGGAAAAGUCAGAAGAUUUCUUCAGA